ACACAAUUCAACCCAACAACUCCCUCUCUCUCUCUCUCUCACACACAGUUGUUGUUGUUGGUCACACCACCUACCCAUCUCAAACAAACCCCAUUACCAAACAUUUCUGUAAGUAACUAACUGACUCAUCUUCUCCCUUUUUCUCUUCACUUCUCUCUGCAAAUCAAAUCAAUUCAAAGGAUGAGGAAGAGUGCCACCUUAAUCUGCAUCCCCAUAAUGGGGGAAACCAUAGAGAAAAUGAAGAUUGAUGUGCAAAAAGCUAAACAAAACGGUGCUGACCUCGUUGAAAUUCGCUUAGACCAUUUGACCACUUUCAACCCCUCUCCUGACCUUCACACUCUCAUUCAGGAUCGCCUUUUGCCUGUGUUGAUUACUUACAGGCCUACAUGGGAGGGUGGUAAAUAUGAUGGUGAUGAAAACAAACGGUUGGAUGCACUGCGAUUAGCUAUGGAGUUGGGAGCUGAUUACAUUGACGUUGAACUUAAGGUUGCUCACGAGUUCUAUGACUCUAUACGUGGGAAGACAUUUGAAAAAACCAAGGUCAUUGUUUCAUCUCACAACUAUCAGCUUACUCCAUCAGUUGAGGAUCUUGGCAACCUUGCAGCAAGAAUACAAGCAACUGGGGCAGACAUAGUGAAGAUUGCAACCACCGCUGUGGAGAUCACUGAUGUGGCACGCAUGUUUCAAAUAAUGGUGCAUUCUCAAGUUCCAUUUAUUGGACUUGUUAUGGGUGAUAGGGGAUUGAUAUCACGUGUACUUUGUGCAAAAUUUGGUGGGUAUCUCACUUUUGGUACCCUGGAAUCAGGAGUAGUUUCAGCUCCUGGUCAACCGACACUAAAGGAUCUACUGUAUCUCUACAAUUUCCGACAACUGGGGCCUAUGACAAAGGUAUACGGGAUUAUUGGGAAGCCUGUCAGUCACAGUAAAUCACCCAUGUUGUUCAAUGAAGUCUUCAAGUCAGUUGGUCUUGAUGCAGUUUAUGUGUAUUUGUUGGUAGAUGACCUUGCCAAUUUUCUAAGGACUUACUCAUCAACAGAUUUUGCGGGAUUCAGUGUUACCAUUCCUCACAAGGAGGCAGCACUUAAGUGCUGUGAUGAGGUUGAUCCAGUGGCAAAGUCAAUAGGAGCGGUAAAUUGUGUUAUAAGAAGACCCACUGAUGGAAAGUUGAUUGGGUAUAAUACUGAUUAUGUUGGUUCUAUUUCUGCAAUCGAGGAUGGACUACGAGGUAAACAUAAUGUUAGUGGCGCAUCUUCACCAUUAGCUGGUAAGCUGUUUGUUGUUAUUGGGGCUGGUGGUGCCGGGAAGGCACUAGCUUAUGGUGCAAAAGAGAAAGGAGCAAGAGUUGUGAUUGCAAACCGCACCUAUGAUCGCGCCAGAGAACUUGCUGAUGCAAUUGGAGGUGAUGCAAUAGCCCUUGCUGAUUUAGAUAAUUUCCACCCAGAGGAUGGUAUGAUUCUUGCAAACACAACAUCAAUUGGAAUGCAACCAAAAGUUGAUGAAACACCUGUUUCUAAGCAUGCGUUGAAAUUUUACUCGCUUGUCUUUGAUGCUGUCUACACACCUAAAAUGACUAGACUCUUGAAGGAAGCAGAAGAAGCAGGAGCCACUAUUGUAACAGGAUUGGAGAUGUUUAUUGGACAAGCAUAUGGACAGUAUGAGAAUUAUACUGGAUUGCCUGCACCAAAGGAGCUCAUCAGAAAAACCUUGGAAAAUUAACGAGAUUUGUUGGUUGCAGGGAAUGAUUUUUGCAUUACAAUCCUAGAAGAAGAAUAGUGACCGCAGCAUGGCUUACUUCGAUUGUUUUGGCUUUCAACGGGAAGAAUUUAGGUUGUUAAACAUGUAACAUCAGGCAACAUCUGUUAAAAAAUUUGACCGGAAAAACAUCAUUUUAAAUUUGCCUUUGCAUUUUCCUCACUUCUAAAUUUCCACUUUCUCAUGCAGCAAAUUGUAUUUAUGCGGCCAGGAAGACUUCUUGGCAAUCACUAUUAAUAUUAGCAAUUGAAUUUCUCUCAAA
This is a messenger RNA of Lotus japonicus, 2014 nucleotides long. Its product is annotated as bifunctional 3-dehydroquinate dehydratase/shikimate dehydrogenase, chloroplastic. NCBI's taxonomy places the organism in Eukaryota, Viridiplantae, Streptophyta, Magnoliopsida, Fabales, Fabaceae. The record is from RefSeq and is a predicted model, not a curated record. Gene Ontology annotation, biological process: chorismate biosynthetic process; shikimate metabolic process. Bases 181 to 1716 code for a protein of 511 amino acids. The transcript is spliced from 11 exons. Gene Ontology annotation, molecular function: NADP binding; 3-dehydroquinate dehydratase activity; shikimate 3-dehydrogenase (NADP+) activity.